Messenger RNA from Dryobates pubescens (Downy woodpecker), 1645 nucleotides. RefSeq names its product sperm acrosome associated 9 (gene SPACA9). The transcript is spliced from 3 exons. The record is from RefSeq and is a predicted model, not a curated record. Bases 1 to 726 code for a protein of 241 amino acids. Gene Ontology annotation, cellular component: acrosomal vesicle; ciliary base; sperm flagellum. Lineage: Eukaryota; Metazoa; Chordata; Aves; Piciformes; Picidae.
AUGAAGGAGGCAGCAGAAGCUCUAAGAAACAUAGAGCAGAAGUACAAACUCUUCCUGCAGCAGCAGUUCACAUUCAUUGGAGCGCUGCAACACACCCGGGAGGCCGCACGUGACACGAUCAGACCUGUGGCAAGCAUCAGCCAGGUACAGAACUACAUGGACCAUCACUGCCACAACUCCACGGACAGACGCAUCCUCACCUUGUUCCUGAGCAUCUGCAAUGAUCUCAGCAACCUCUGCACCAUGCUGGAGACAAGGUACCCUGACAACACCACCACCAAGGACAUUCUGGAGAAGUGCAAGCUGCUCCUCAGCCACAACAACGACCUGAGCACCAUCAGAGCCAAAUACCCUCACGAUGUUGUGAACCACCUGAGCUGCCAUGAAGCAAGGAAUCACUUUGGAGGAGUGGUGAGCCUCAUCCCCAUCGUUCUGGACUACCUGAAGGAGUGGGUAGCCCACGUCGAGAAGCUGCCACGGCAAAGUGCAAACAACGUGAGUGGUGGAAGUGCUGCCCCUGAGCCAAGGGCAGCCCAGCAGGCACCAGCUAGGGCAGCCCAAACACCACCACCUGCACACCCUGCAGCUCAGACCUCAACUAGUAACAAAGCUAAUGCACAGGGGCAGGGGAGUAAGCAUGGCCAGAAGAAGCACCUGCAUGGCACAGAGCAUCACAGAGGGAAAUGGAAAGGUCCCUGGAAGCCACCAGGCAGACAUGCCUUUUAAAGGACCCCAGCUCAUGCAUCUCCUGCUUGCCACCUUUCACCAGGUGGCUGAUUAAAGACAGAGAAAUGAAUAGUGGAGACCUUUCCUGUCCUCCAAGUCCCCUUUCUGAGGAGUUAGCCCUGUAAGCAGCCUUGGGCAGACCCAAGCUCUCUCUUGCUGAUGGAAACGCUCCUGCCAACAGAAGUAGCUGUAGCACCACAGCUGGUCCCUUUGGCCAGCACUGCAGACAGAACAUGGAACAGUCAGGAGCAAUCAGGUUCUGACCCUGGGGAAGACAGCUGCAGAGGGGGGUCUGCACCUCAGACUCCUUUCUGAGGAACACUCACUCAAAGCUGGAGGUGUGAAGAACCUGCAUGUCUGGAGGACAGGAGGCAGAGCAGCAAAGGACUCAGAGGUGAUCUGAGAUUUAGACUCAUCCCUAAAGUUCCCCCAGCCCCUGGUUGUUUAGACCAUGGAGUCAAAGUCUACAGGACUCUGAUGAUGUCUUCCUUCCAUCCCAUGGGCUACAGAACAGCUCAGGAUGCUUUAGCUGCACCAACUGUGCUCUGCUGUAUCCUUCUUGCAGGUUCUCCCACCACUACCAGUACACACCACCCACAUCCUGCCCUGCACCUCUUUGAUUCCUCUGCUGUCAGAGCUGGAGAUGGAAAGGAGAACAAACUUCAUUUUGCACUGAGUUUGGUUUACUGACAAUAUCCAAGCUUGAAUAAAGCACCCCUGCCUUCCCCAGAGCUCUGCAAAGCUAACAAAGUCAUCUCCAGCAGCUGUGAUUCAUGGGAAGCUGGCAGGAGCAGAGAGUGGGAAAGCUGUGGCCAUUUCCAGCUAAUUCCUUUUCCAACUGCAGAUUAAAAUGUCUGUGCUCUCCCUUCUCUGGGCUGAGAAUCUGGCUUGCCUGGCUUCCAAGGAUGUUGUGAGGCUC